Sycon ciliatum is the source of this 2972-nucleotide messenger RNA. RefSeq names its product two pore channel protein 2-like. Gene Ontology annotation, biological process: transmembrane transport; endocytosis involved in viral entry into host cell; monoatomic ion transport. Gene Ontology annotation, molecular function: intracellularly phosphatidylinositol-3,5-bisphosphate-gated monatomic cation channel activity; voltage-gated channel activity; ligand-gated sodium channel activity. Gene Ontology annotation, cellular component: lysosomal membrane. Lineage: Eukaryota; Metazoa; Porifera; Calcarea; Leucosolenida; Sycettidae. The record is from RefSeq and is a predicted model, not a curated record.
GCGCUGAGCUGAUAGCCCGGUGCGUCGUUCCACGUUUUUUGAUGUUUUGAUUUGAAGUGACUUGCUGGCUUCAGCGUGCCUGGAGACAGCUGAUGGCUCAGUGCAUAGUGAUGGCCAGUGUACUAGUGUUCGAAGCUGUGAUGUUUAGUACACAUGAGUAGUUUGUCAUCUGAGGGUGGAUAUUUGGAGAACGAGAUGGCUUCAUCUUGGACGUGGCGAAGGAGGGCUGAAGCACUUGAAGAUGACGAAACAGUGCGGCAAGCCGUAUGCUUUGUUGAGGAUGCUGUGCAGUUCCGAUCUAUUCACCACAAGAUUGACAGCUCUCCAUUGCGCGUCUACAACAUUUAUCACACACGCCCUGUGCAAUGGUGUUUGCAAGCUGUUGUUAUCAUUGACAUGCUCCUAGCAUUCUUUGAGACACCAACAUCAAUAAGUGCAUCAUCAGACCCAGCUAUGAAGCGUGGCUAUGAACUGCCGUGUGGUGUCAUUGAAGGCAUCGAGUUCUUCUGCUUGCUCUGCUUCUCCGCCGACAUUGCUGUCAAGUUCUAUUGGCUAGGAUCGCGGUACUUUCUGCAGCGCAAAUGGCAGUUGGUUUAUGCUCUUGCAGUGCUCGUUUCAAUGAUAGACUUGAUUGUUUCCACAUCACUUCGGUGCAGUGGAUCUGCUACGCAUUUAUCAAGAUGGCGGAUAAUACUGCGCCCCAUCUUUUGGACACAGAAUUCACAAAUGAUGAAGAAAGUGCUACAUUGCAUAGUGAAGCUGAUUCCAGAGAUAGUCAGUGUGUUGCUGCUAUUGUUCUUUCAUAUUUACUUCUUCACGAUGUUGGGCAUGCUGCUGUUCCCACCCGAAAGAAAAUACGGUAGUUCAGGAAAUCACACUGGAUCUCUGACGCCGAUCGACAAUGUGUCUGUACCGAUCAGUGGCGUUGAUGAAGAAGGCAACGUCUAUUUCAAGUCCAUGGACAAGGCGUUCAUCAGCUUACUCGUCUUGUUGACUACGGCGAAUAAUCCCGAUGUCAUGAUUCCAGCAUACACCGAGAAUCGCCUGUACGCACUGUUCUUUAUUGUCUAUGUCGGCAUUGGUACGUUCUGCCUGUUGAACCUGCUCACUGCCAUCAUCUUCAAGCAGUUCCGAGGCUAUUUCCAGACAUCAGUCUAUGCCAGCUUUAAGCGACGCACUGUAGCACUGCGAGCCGCGUUUGAGGUUCUGCGCAAGCAUCCAUCAUCAGCUGGAUCUGAUGUUGUUUCAACUCGCCUCGUCCGUGAAGUGCUUUACAAGUCAGAGUUUGGCUCCCUGGAGAUCCUCAAGCCCCUAAUGCAUGAAGUUCUGGAGAAGAACAGCAGUGGUGUGGUGUCAUUCCAAGAUGUCCACAGCAUGUUCAAUGUGUUGCUGAUUGACAAGAAGUCUCUCAAGCCCUGGUCGUACUUUGGGAUCUGAUGGUUGUCAAUAACUGGGGUGUCUUUCUGGAAGGUUUUACCUACGCCACAUCUACAGCGUGGUCUCAGGUGUACUUUGUCUGCUGGUGGCUUGUGUCAGCUGUGCUUGGAAUCAACCUCUUCAUUGCUAUGCUACUUGAGGCGUUUGUAACUCGCCUAGACAAGAUCUCCACCAAUCCAGCAUCUCGACCUUCCAGGCAAUCACCGCAACAAGAGAUGGAUGAUGGUGUUAGUUCUCCCCAUAGUUCGAGAAGUGAGUAUGAGCCACUGCUGAGCUCUCUGUCGAAUCACUCUGGCAGCAGCUUUCAUAGCCAAGGACAUGUACAGCACUCACAGGCACAGCAGCAGCAGCAGCAGCAACAGCCGCAGUAUAGGCGGCGGCACCAACGGCGAGACAGCGAGGAUCCGACUACAACACCGUUUGCAGUCUCAAUGGACAGUACAUCAGCCACCGUGUUGGAAAUAUUCAAAGCGGGUGGUGGUGAGGUGACAUCGGAUGCGGACAUCAUGCACGAACUGCACAACCAUCAUUUCUUAGUCAUCAACUAGAUAUAAGUGCGUACCAUCAGUGCGAUGAUGUCAUAAGUUGAGGACUACAAUGGCAACUAGCUGUAUCAAUGUAUGCCACUGCACUGUACCUGCAAUGCACCAUACCACCGCGAGGCCAGGACACAGAGCCAUGCGUAGUCAGUGCACGGACAGGUCAGUCACUAAUCUGCUGUACUCUCUUCUUGUCCGAUCUGCCUGGCUUCUCAGAACUUUCUGGCCAUUGCGGAGUGGACAGUAGCCUUUCCACUGCAUCCACCAUACACGCUGCUGCGUUGCUGUGUAGCACAACACUUUGCACUGCACACACACGCGCAAUGCUUCUUGAGAUACUAUGCUGCUUCACCUACAAGUAACAAAACUUAGAUUGUAUCAAUGUCAUGAAAAGUCUUGCCUCAUGGAAGAAAGAUGUUAUUUUCAUUUUUUAUUUUCAUAUACUACAGUCCAUCUUUCUUCAUGAGUCCAUGGGGGCUGAUACAGAUUUAUGAACUUGAGAUCUAAAUAUUUUUAAAUUGUUGUAAACAGCUCGUCGAAACUAUGAUACUUCCGGCUUAUGAUGCCUUCAUGCCCACGCCGUCACCUCUCUGUUAGGGUGUGUAUGACCAAUUUCGCACUUGCUAGUGCAUGUCUGGAGUCAGAGGGACUAAUGUCACGGCUACGGCCUUGUGUUUUUCAUCUACUUUGUAAUAUUUCGUUUUUUAUCCAUCUGAAAGUUGAAAUGUGUACAGGUACAUAUUUGAAUCGAUUGCUAUGGUAUAUUGACUAUACCAUUUUUUCCGUUUAUUUUAUUAGGAUCGUUUUGACAGCAGCACGUCUCCACUGCUCCGUGUUGAUCAAUAUUGCUCCGGCUCUUUACUGCUGUGUGUAUACCUUUCAUUUCUAUUGUAACUUAUUCCGUUGUGUUUCUCCUUAUUUGAACACACAUCACCGUUGUCAUGGCAUUGCCGGUCUGGUUUUACCUGUUAUUCGCAAGCUAUUCUCCCACAAGCA